ACAGUUUCCCAGAAAGCUUUGCGAAUGUACGUAUUUAAUCUGCGACCAGCGGUACAUCUGCGCCGCACAACCGGGUUGCAAACACUCAAGAAAACAGAGGGACAAAUCAUUUUGUAUUUCUAUUCAAAGCGACUGAAACCUGCAUUGGACGUCUUUAAUUUUUUCUUAAACCAGUAGGACUCUAAAACCCUGAGAUGUCUCUGGCAGAUGAGCUCCUGGCUGAUCUGGAGGAGGCCGGAGAUGAGGGAGAGGAUGGACUGUACCCAGAAGAAGAGAGGGACAGCGAUGGAGAGCCGAACCAGGGAAGUGCAGACGGAGGGCUGGAAGACAUCCCAGAGGAGAUGGAGGUGGACUACAGUAAAGCUGAGAGCGUUGCGUCUAUUGCAAAGCUUCGCAAUAGCAAACAGUUUUCAGAGAUAAUAGACAAAAUUUCUGAAUAUAUUGGGAAGCAGCGUAAGAACUCAGAGGUCUCAGGCCCAGUCGAGGCCGACCCAGAAUACAGACUGAUAGUCGCAGCUAAUAACCUCACAGUGGAGAUCGACAACGAGCUCAAUAUCAUCCACAAGUUUACCAGGGACAAAUACUCCAAGAGGUUUCCAGAGCUGGAGUCUCUGGUGCCGGAUUCUUUGGAUUACAUCCGUACUGUCAAGGAGCUGGGAAACAAUCUGGAGAAAUGCAAAAACAAUGAGACGCUGCAGCAAAUCCUUACCAACGCCACCAUUAUGGUUGUCAGUGUCACAGCCUCAACCACACAGGGGUCGUUGCUGAGUGAGGAUGAACUGAAGCAGCUGGAAGAGGCGUGCGACAUGGCCCUGGAGCUGAACCAGUCUAAACACAGGAUUUAUGAAUAUGUAGAAUCCAGAAUGUCCUUCAUUGCUCCAAACCUGUCCAUCAUUGUUGGAGCAUCAACAGCAGCAAAGAUCAUGGGUAUCGCCGGAGGCCUCACUAACCUGUCAAAGAUGCCAGCCUGUAACCUGAUGCUGCUGGGAGCGCAGAGGAGAACCCUCUCUGGCUUCAGCAGCACCUCUCUGCUCCCUCACACCGGCUUCAUCUAUCACUGCGAUGUUGUGCAGUCAUUGCCACCUGAUCUCAGGAGGAAGGCAGCUCGUCUGGUGGCUUCAAAAUGCACUCUGGCCUCAAGAGUGGACAGUUUCCACGAGAGUUCAGAUGGCAAGGUUGGCUAUGAUCUAAAAGAAGAAAUAGAAAGGAAGUUUGAUAAAUGGCAGGAGCCUCCACCCGUGAAGCAAGUCAAACCACUGCCAGCCCCGCUGGAUGGACAGAGGAAGAAGAGAGGAGGAAGGAGGUACCGAAAGAUGAAAGAGCGUCUCGGGCUGACUGAGAUCAGAAAACAUGCCAACAGGAUGACCUUUGCAGAGAUUGAAGAUGAUGCGUAUCAGGAGGAUCUGGGCUUCAGUCUGGGUCAGCUGGGGAAGAGCGGCAGCGGCAGAGUCAGGCAGGCUCAGGUCAACGAGGCCACCAAAGCCAGGAUCUCCAAAUCCCUGCAGAGGACGUUGCAGAAGCAGAGCAUGACAUAUGGAGGAAAGUCCACAGUCAGAGAUCGUUCUUCAGGAACCAGCUCCAGCGUAGCAUUCACACCUCUCCAGGGGCUGGAGAUCGUGAACCCGCAGGCUGCAGAGAAGAAGGUGGCUGAAGCUAACCAGAAAUAUUUCUCUAACAUGGCAGAGUUCCUCAAAGUCAAGAAGGAAGCUAAGAUGUGAAGACAUACGGACGCCCUGCACACGGACAGUUGCACAGUUGUGAAAGUAUAUUUUAAAAUUUGGCUCACCUCGUGUUAUUUUUUAUUUUUAU
Molecule: messenger RNA, 1809 nt
Organism: Pundamilia nyererei
Lineage: Eukaryota; Metazoa; Chordata; Actinopteri; Cichliformes; Cichlidae
Gene: prpf31
Product: PRP31 pre-mRNA processing factor 31 homolog (yeast)
Exons: 14
Coding region: 195-1718 (507 amino acids)
Biological process (GO): spliceosomal tri-snRNP complex assembly; mRNA splicing, via spliceosome
Cellular component (GO): U4/U6 x U5 tri-snRNP complex; U4 snRNP; precatalytic spliceosome
Source: RefSeq, a predicted model, not a curated record